AUGGCGACACUCACCCUGUUAAUCCUCUCCUUCCUCAUCACCCUCACCACCCCUUCCCUCCUGAACGCUUCCCUCGCUUCCUCCUCCCAAACCGAUAACCCUUCCAUUCCCCAAACUUACAUAAUCCUCGUCAAGCCGCAAAACUUUAACUUCACCACUCAAGCCGCAAGAGACAACUGGUACGCAUCCUUCCUUCCAAAUAAAACCAUCAACUUCAUCAAAUCCCGCCUCCUCCGCACCUAUUCCGAUGCCAUCAGCGGCUUCGUAGCAAACCUGACUGUACAGGAGCUCCACCAAGUAGAGCGCCACCCGAGCUUCUUGACCGCAAUCCCAAACAGAAACCUCCGCCUCCUUACCACCCACACCCCCGCCUAUCUCGGCCUCUACCCCUCCCAAGGCUUCUGGAACUUGACCGCCAGCUUCGGCGCUGGCAUCAUCAUUGGUAUGUUAGACAGCGGCAUCCACGCCUCCCACCCUUCCUUCUCUCACGAUCAAGCCAUGCCCGACCCGCCACCCCAAUGGAAAGGCAUCUGCGAGUUUAAUUACACCGGCGCCUGCAAUAAAAAGCUCAUCGGCGCCCGCUCCCACACCCUUUGGAAAGACUUAAAAUCCCCUGACGACCUUUUCGGCCAUGGCACCCACACUUCCGCUACGGCCGCCGGGGCAUUCAUCCCCGGCGCAAACCUUCUCGGGAGCGCCAACGGCACUGCCGCUGGCCUCGCUCCACUCGCCCAUCUCGCAAUGUACAGAGUCUGUGAAACUGUGAUGUUCUGCUCCACCGACGCCAUUCUCGCCGGCCUCGACUCCGCUAUCAACGACGGCGUCCAUAUCAUUUCACUAUCUCUCGGUGGACCCUCCUACCCAUUUUACGAAGACGUCAUCGCUAUUGGCGCAUUUAAAGCUAUCAAAAAAGGAAUUUUGGUGAGCUGCGCAGCGGGGAAUGACGGGCCGUUUGAUACCACAGUCGGUAACGCGGCGCCGUGGUUGCUAACCGUCGGAGCGAGCACAACGGACCGAAAUGUUAGGGCCACGGUGAAGCUCGGCAACGGAGAAGAGCUCGACGGCCAGUCGGCUUACCAGCCUAAACGCUACAACGCGUCUUCGCUUUUGCCUCUCGUUAAGGGAAGCAACAACAAGGAUGUUACUAUGUACUGCUUGCCUGAAACCUUGCAGUCCAUUAACGUGCGGGGAAAAGCUGUGCUUUGCUUCGGUGAUAAUAGUGAAGCGUUAGAUACUGGUAUAGUUGUCAAAAAAGCCGGUGGUGCGGCCAUGAUAUUUGCUAACAUAAUACAGAAUGGCUACACAACUAUGGCCGAACCGCACGUCCUUCCCGCCUCUCAUAUCGAUUAUAACUCCGGCGUUCAAAUCCUAAGCUACGUGAACUCAACAGCCAAUCCUACAGCUUCCAUUAUUUUCAAAGGAUCGAUAUUUGGGGUAACUCCAGCUCCAACGGUCGCUAGCUUCUCUUCUCGUGGGCCGAGUUACAGAACCCCAGGAAUUUUAAAGCCCGACAUCAUCGCCCCAGGGGUGAGCGUGCUUGCGGCAUGGCCGUUUAAGGUCAGAUCAGAAUCAAAUAGGUUAACGAACAUGAAUUUUAAUAUGAUUUCAGGGACAUCGAUGGCCACUCCGCAUCUCAGCGGUAUUGCUGCUCUUCUAAAGAGUGUUCACCGUGACUGGUCAGCCGCUGCAAUCAAGUCCGCUAUCAUGACAACGGCAGACACGAUAGGGAACGAUGGGGAGCCGAUAAAGAAUGAGCUGCACGAACCCGCGAGCUUCUUCGACUUCGGUGCCGGCCAAGUGAACCCGUUGAAGGCAGCUGAUCCCGGCCUGGUUUAUGAUCUGACGGUCGACGAGUACACAUCGUAUCUGUGUGGUUUGGGGUAUACGAAUGCUGAGGUGGAAGUGAUAACAGGUACUAACGUGUCAUGUGAUGAGAUUAAGAAGAUCAGUGAAGCUGAGCUGAAUUAUCCGUCGAUAUUGGUUAUCGUGCCGUCGGAGGGAAUUGAGGUGAGGAGGGUGGUGACGAAUGUUGGGGAGGCGAGCUCGUGCUAUAAGGUGAAACUGGAGAUGCCGGAAGAUUUGGAGGUUGGAGUGGAGCCCGAGAUGUUGCAGUUUACUAAGGUGGGUGAGAAGCAGGGAUUUACAGUGCGGAUCAAGGCGAAGAGCUCGGGGCUGACAAAUGCACAGGGGAGCUUGAAGUGGGUUUCGGAUAAACGUGUUGUUCGGAGUUCUGUUAUCGUGUCGACUAAGUAG
This is a messenger RNA of Dendrobium catenatum, 2253 nucleotides long. RefSeq names its product subtilisin-like protease SBT1.5. Gene Ontology annotation, molecular function: serine-type endopeptidase activity. Lineage: Eukaryota; Viridiplantae; Streptophyta; Magnoliopsida; Asparagales; Orchidaceae. Gene Ontology annotation, biological process: proteolysis. The transcript has a single exon. Bases 1 to 2253 code for a protein of 750 amino acids. The record is from RefSeq and is a predicted model, not a curated record.